This is a messenger RNA of Ooceraea biroi (clonal raider ant), 3124 nucleotides long. RefSeq names its product cyclin-dependent kinase-like 4. Gene Ontology annotation, molecular function: protein kinase activity; ATP binding. The record is from RefSeq and is a predicted model, not a curated record. Gene Ontology annotation, biological process: protein phosphorylation. Lineage: Eukaryota; Metazoa; Arthropoda; Insecta; Hymenoptera; Formicidae.
AUGGAGAAAUACGAGAAUAUCGAGGUGGUGGGCGAGGGUAGCUACGGAAUCGUGAUGAAGUGUCGACACCGCGGAACCGGGCAGAUGGUGGCGAUAAAGAAAUUCUUGGAGACGGAGGAGGACCUGCAGGUGCGGAAGAUAGCAAUUCGCGAGAUAAGGGUGUUAAAGAAAUUACGCCAUGAGAAUCUGGUGAACAUGAUCGAGGUAUUCCGUCGCAGGAAAAGGCUGUACCUCGUUUUCGAGUAUCUUGAUCACACGGUGCUGGAUGAACUGGAGGAGACCGAGGGUGGCCUCGAUUGGGAAAGAUCGAGGCGACACAUCUUCCAGAUCCUCCGCGGUUUGGACUUUUGUCACAAUCACAAAAUCAUGCAUCGUGACAUAAAACCUGAGAACGUGCUGGUAUCGCCGAACGGGGUUAUCAAGCUGUGCGAUUUUGGCUUCGCACGUUACAUCACUAACGAAUCCUGUACUGAUUACGUAGCCACUAGGUGGUACCGCGCACCGGAGCUUCUCGUUGGCAAUCCCAGGUACGGUAGAGCGAUCGACGUCUGGGCGGCUGGAUGCCUCUACGCCGAGAUGGUCAGCGGACAACCGCUCUUUCCCGGCGACAGCGAUGUCGAUCAGUUGUAUCGCAUCAUGAAGGUCUUCGGUCCCCUUUACGGCAGGCACUCGAUAAACAGCAGCGGCCGCGUGAAUCUGCUACGACGCGCGAUCGCCGACGAGAUCUCGGGUUCGCCGCGACCCGCGACCACAGCUCUCCUCCAUCUCUUCCCCACAUGGAACUCAGUAGCGAUAGACUUCCUGGCGCAGUGUCUCUGCACGGAUCCCGACGUCAGGCCCAAGUGUCCUGCGUUGCUGCAGCAUACGUUGUUCUUACAGGAUGGCUUUGCUGACGGGUUCCUCGACGAAUUACAGCGACUCGUUGCGAAGGAAUCCGCGAUGAAUCCACUCGCGACCAAAAGACCGGAAAUGCGGCCCAGGAUCUGUCGCAGCAGUAUUGGAAGGUGGCAGAUGACGUUGAUCAAAGAGAAGAGAGCGGCGAAUAAAAAGACAGAGUUGGCUGAGACUGCGGAGAACGAGAAUUCACGGAGAGAUCGAGCCGAUCGGCCGCUGCAGAUAAAUCGACCGCGCGAAUUACGUUACUUCGGCCCGGUCUCGGUGAUACCGAACACUACGUAUAUCCGACGGUUAGAACAUAAAGGACUGCUGAUGCCCGAUUCGAAAGGUUGCGUCCUACCAGCUCUGACGUCGAAGACGAACGCCAAGAGAAAAAAGCUCGAUCUUCCUGGCAUAAAAAAUCGUUGAGAAUUUAUUAAGGAUUGCAAAUACUUUCUUUCGGAUAUUAAUAUCGAGAGAAGUUAAAAGUCUGUACAGAGAAACUCCUUAAGUGUUGUGUGGAAUGUCAGAGAAGCGUGUCAAGUAUGUAUAUAUUCUUUAUAUGUAUAUUCUGUGAAUAUAAAUUCUGAAAUGAAUAAAUGUAAAAUUGUCGAUAGAGAAGGGAGUCGGACAGUGUUCGUCUUUCACGAAGAGAUCAACAAUUCGCAACCACUUGACAUGUUUAAGGGGUUUUUUAUUUCGGAAUUGCAUCCAUCUUUGAAAUAUAUAAUUAAUAUCUCGCAACGGACGCGUUGACCCUGCAGCAAAUGCGACGGGAAGAAAGAAGGAAUCUUCGCCGGACGCGAAAAAAUCACCGACACACAUACUUUUGUUUCCCUGUUUUCUUUUUCCCCCUCGGCUGACGCCGUGCCGAAACUAAGAACUCGAGAAGAUGAGAGAACAUGAUUUCUCCUUUGGUAUCGCUCGCUAUCGAGAGAGACGUCGGGAUAUUCUUUGUCUACAUUUUACUCAGAAUAUUCAUUAUAUCGCUUCCUUUCUCUCACGCAUUUUCUUUCUCUUCUCUCUCUUUCUCAAUGUCCCUCUUUUUCUCGCGAGAACUUAAAUUAUGUGCAUCGAAAUGCUUCGCGUACUCAAUGCUCAGAUUUGUCAUAAAUUAAAAAUUAAUACAUAUAUACGUUUUAUAUAUUCAUUAAAUUAUAUCUUUAAAAGUUUUUAAAUUAUAUAUUCGAGAGUCACGUCCCACAAUUGUGUAACGAUCCUUUUGACAAAUUUGUCAAAGCUUUGUUUUCUUUUUUUUCAAAAUCUUGUUUGCUUGCGAUAAGGUAAUAUUCCAUAACUUGUUCAAUUACUUGUGAAUAUCAGAUCGAUGUCGAUGUCGAUCUCAAUUGCGAAUUUCUCAAAUUUAAAGCUACUUCAAGACUUUAUACGUUGCAAGAUUAAUUUUCAAUUAUUAUUGCAAUACUAUUGCAUUAUGUUACAUAAUUUUUCAUCGCGCUCUUGUCUCUCCAUGGCAGGACAAUAAAUUUCUCUUGCGCUAUCUCUUCCUCUCCAGAUGCUUCACUACCUGCUCCUUUCUAGAUUUUGAGCGAACACACACAGAUACACGUACAUCAUACAGGCAUAGUUCACACGCAUGUACACCCGCACACACAAGCACACAUAUCAAUUUCUACAAUUUCGUUCUGCAUUCAGAAUUUCUGAUCGUCACGCGAAUUUUUCUAUCUUUUAGUUUUUUUUUUAGAAACCGAUCGACUUCAGGAACCGAUCAGGCUCGCAACAACUUCACUGUCAAUCACCAAGAUGUUGCACAGAAUCCGGGCGAUCCCCUCGCAAAGCAAUCCGCUCGCUAGUUAGCUCGCUAGCCGGAGAAAAUCCGCGUAACGAAUUCGCUUCGCGUUUGUGGAGGACCGUUAUAAGGCACUUUCAUCUGCACUACAAAAUUGCAUCGUUAGAUUGAACAUCAUGCGUGUACGUACACUAAGAACGUGCGUUCUAACAAAUAUAUCAGUACUUUCCGAAACUCACUAUACUACUUGCUAAAGAAAGCGCGCGACUCGAGUACACAAGAGACGGGAAUUCGCUAAAAGGCAUUUAAAAGCGCAAGGCACUUGCACUUGCUUGAAUUUAUCAUACUCGCGAAUGAUGCGCGCGUCGUCAUCUUUCCUCACAAACACUUGUGAAACAUUAGUUGGACCUAUAUACGUCAUUCUCAAGCGCGUCUCGGAUCUGCGAUGGGUGGUUCGCCCGGGACUGCUUCCUGUCUGCUGCUACUCGGAUCGGGAUUUCC